Messenger RNA from Plasmodium adleri (nom. inval.), 366 nucleotides. Its product is annotated as Plasmodium exported protein, unknown function. The record is from RefSeq and is a predicted model, not a curated record. NCBI's taxonomy places the organism in Eukaryota, Apicomplexa, Aconoidasida, Haemosporida, Plasmodiidae. Bases 1 to 366 code for a protein of 121 amino acids. The transcript has 2 exons.
AUGCAAAUUAAAAAAAAAUUUAAUAUAUUUAUGAAUAUUUAUAUGUUUUCCCUUUUAAUGUGGAUAAUGAAAUUAUCUACAAAUUAUAAUUUUUAUGAUGUAUAUAAAAAGAAAUACAAGGUGCAAUAUAUAUCAAGUACUAGAACUUAUAGAGUACUAAACGAAAUAAAGGAUCUACGAGAUACUAAAAAGUCUCAUGUGCAAAUAAUAUUACUUAAUGAAGAAGAUAAUAAAAAUGAUGAAAAAGAAAAAAUUAAAGAAGUUAUAAUGCAUUAUAGGAAUAAAUUAGAUAAUGAUGUAAAAAGAAAAAUGUACAAGAAAGUUAACAAUCAUUAUUUUAGAAAGGGGAAAUUAAGUAAAACCUAA